Lactuca sativa (garden lettuce) is the source of this 1145-nucleotide messenger RNA. It is a transcript of the gene APX3, whose product is annotated as ascorbate peroxidase 3. Gene Ontology annotation, biological process: cellular response to oxidative stress; response to reactive oxygen species; hydrogen peroxide catabolic process. Gene Ontology annotation, cellular component: chloroplast. NCBI's taxonomy places the organism in Eukaryota, Viridiplantae, Streptophyta, Magnoliopsida, Asterales, Asteraceae. Gene Ontology annotation, molecular function: peroxidase activity; heme binding. The record is from RefSeq and is a predicted model, not a curated record.
UUUGGCUCCUAAUUUUAGCCUAUCUAUUAUCUAAUUCUAUAUCUCUACACCAGUGGACUGCUCUUCCCUAGUUCACGAACACACACUUUCAUCUUGACUGUGUGCAAUUCAUCAAUGGCGAUGCCUGUGGUAGACACCGAAUACCUCAAACAGAUUGAUAAAGCUCGUCGAGAGCUUCGCGCUUUUAUCUCCAACAAGAAUUGCGCACCAAUUAUGCUUCGAUUAGCGUGGCAUGAUGCUGGGACGUACGAUGUGAACACCAAGACCGGAGGUCCUAAUGGUUCGAUCAGGAAUGAGGAGGAAUUUAGUCAUGGCUCUAAUAACGGACUAAAGAUAGCUAUUGAUUUUUGCGAAGAAAUAAAGUCCAAACAUCCAAGGAUUACAUAUGCAGAUCUGUAUCAGCUUGCAGGUGUUGUUGCAGUGGAGGUUACUGGUGGCCCUACUGUUGACUUUGUUCCUGGUAGAAAGGACUCUAAGAUCUCUCCUAAGGAAGGAAGACUCCCAAAUGCUACCAAAGGUGCACCACACUUGAGGGACAUAUUUUAUCGUAUGGGUUUAUCUGACAAGGAUAUUGUGGCCCUCUCAGGAGGACACACUUUGGGAAAAGCACAUGCAGAUAGAUCAGGCUUUGAUGGCCCUUGGACCAGGGAUCCACUGAAAUUUGAUAACUCAUAUUUUGUGGAGCUUCUGAAAGGCGAAUCAGAGGGGCUUUUGAAACUUCCUACAGACAUUGCAUUGCUGGAUGAUCCUGCAUUCCGCCCUUAUGUUGAGCUCUAUGCAAAGGACGAAGAUGCAUUCUUUAAUGAUUAUGCAAUUUCACACAAGAAACUCUCGGAAUUAGGCUUCACACCAACUUCCGCCAAAAAAGUUAAGGACGGCGUCGUAUUGGCCCAAAGUGCUGUCGGUGUUAUCGUUACUGCUGCGGUGGUUAUUCUCAGUUACGUCUAUGAAGUCCGCAAAAAGUCCAAGUGAAGUCGGUGAGUCAGUGGUACAACUUUCACUGCAUGGGAUACAAGUUGUUAUAACAUUGUUUAUUUACCUCAACAUAUAUAUAUUGUGUUUACCAUUAUUUAUGUUUAAAAACCCCAGAGACAAUUUGACUUUCAGUUUGAUUAAUUAAUAAUAAAUAAAUACCCUAUAAAUAA